AUGACCUCUCCACACCCCUUAAACUCACCAUCCCCCUCUGACCCCUCAACACCCCCCUCCCCCUCAUCAUCAUCAUCACCAACCAACCCAAACCCUUCCCUCCCACCACCACCCACCCAAUGGGACCUCGACCUGCACCUCCCCCACCUCGAGCGCGCCAGCCUCCUCGCCACCCCCACCACCCUCAUCCGCGCCCUCGACGCCGUCGGCACCCUGCUCGACGCGGCCCACAUCCCCUGGGCGCUGAUGGGCGGCCUGGCGCUGCUGUUGCACGGGUUCCGCAACCGCACCACGCGGGAUGUGGACGUCGCGGUAGGGGAGGGGGUGAAGGCGAGGGAGGUCAUUGCCGCUUUGGGGUGCGGGAGGGUUUAUACUCCGCCGUUGUUGUCUGUUGUGGGGAGUGGGUGUGGAAGGUUUUAUGUUGUUGUGGGGGGUGGGGAUGAUGGGGGUGAAGGGGAUGGGGAGGGGGUGGUGGAGGUGGAUGUUAUUUUGGCGGGACAUCUCGGCGCGCCCAAAACUCUUGCUGGUGCGACGACCACCAGGACGGCGCAGACGGCGGCGGGGCUUCGGUCGUACAACGUUCUCUCUGUGCAGCAGCUCUGCCGGGCCAAGCUGCACGCCCUGUACCAGCGGGAAGCGGAGCGGGACUUUGGCGAUCUGGAGUGGCUUUGCAUGAACUUUGCUACCGAGGUUGCUGAGGCGGCGGAUACGUAUGGCGAAGAAGAGCGGGCCAACUUCGUGGCCAAGUAUCAAGAGAAGCAUCCCGACUCGCAGGAAGUGGUGAUCAAGGGUUUGAUGGCGAUGAUGGGGUUGGGAAUGGAAGGGGCCCCAGAUUAAAUGCGAGAUCAAGGGUCGAGGCGAGGAGAGGCCGAUGGGAAGGAUGUAAAGGAAAAGAUCUUGCAUCGUCCCCAUCGCAUUUUCACCCUUUUGUGUGGGUCAGAGAUGCCACAUCUUGAACGCUUCCUCACGUUAGGCAGGGGAGUAGGUCUCUAGGUAGAUGGAGGUGGCGAGUAAACAACUAGACAUCUAAUUAC
Messenger RNA from Chaetomium fimeti, 1034 nucleotides. RefSeq lists its product as uncharacterized. Bases 1 to 837 code for a protein of 278 amino acids. The record is from RefSeq and is a predicted model, not a curated record. Lineage: Eukaryota; Fungi; Ascomycota; Sordariomycetes; Sordariales; Chaetomiaceae. The transcript is spliced from 2 exons.